AGAAUAAGAAAAGGUUCUUUCUCGUUCCUAUGUUAAAUGGACUAUCCAACUCUUUUCUUUAGUCUGUCAUACGAAGCAGCACAAAGGAAUGGUAAGUUAGAAUUAGGACAAGUUCUUAAACCAAGAAAGAAAAAGAUUGUUACCUUAAUAAAUCUUCACACUUCCAACCCAAGAACCCAAAAGAUAACCAAACUUAAUAAAGUAAUCAUUUCCUCUCUCUUCAUGCCAUUCUCUCUUGGUACCAACUUCUCUCCAAAAACAAGCCCAAUCUCCUCAUUAUAUAUGAUUGACAAGUCUCCCUAAGUUCAUAUCAAACUCAAAUUCUAUCUUCUUGCCACAACUACUAAAAAGAUGUCAAGAACUAAUGGCAAUGGCACCCCAAACCACUAUUCUGCACAAACUAGACGUAUUCCCACACCAGGAAAGGCAACAGUCCUUGCAUUGGGCAAGGCCUUUCCUAGCCAACUCGUUCCUCAAGAUUGCUUGGUUGAGGGCUACAUUCGUGACACAAAAUGUGUAGACUCGUCCAUUAAGGAGAAAUUGGAGCGCCUGUGCAAAACUACCACUGUGAAGACAAGAUACACAGUGAUGUCGAAAGAGAUCCUAGACAAAUACCCUGAACUGGUUACUGAGGGCUCACCAACAAUCAGGCAAAGGCUUGAAAUCGCAAACCCAGCAGUGGUGGAAAUGGCCUUGGAAGCCAGCCUUGCUUGCAUCAAGGAAUGGGGAAGGCCAGCACAAGACAUCACUCACAUAGUCUAUGUUUCUUCAAGUGAAAUACGCUUACCGGGUGGUGAUCUUUACCUUGCUAGUCAGCUUGGCCUAAGGACUGAUGUUAGCCGCGUCAUGCUAUAUUUUCUAGGUUGUUAUGGUGGUGUCACUGGCCUUAGAGUUGCCAAGGACAUAGCUGAAAACAAUCCAGGAAGCAGGGUUUUAUUAACCACUUCUGAGACUACUAUCCUGGGUUUUCGCCCACCUAACAAGGACCGCCCUUAUGACCUUGUAGGGGCUGCACUUUUUGGUGAUGGAGCUGCAGCUGUGAUUAUUGGAACUGACCCUUUAACAGGUCAAGAGUCUCCUUUCAUGGAGCUAAACUAUGCUGUCCAACAAUUCUUGCCAGAUACACAUAAUGUGAUUGAUGGUAGGCUCUCUGAAGAGGGUAUAAACUUCAAGCUUGGAAGAGACCUACCCCAGAAGAUUGAGGAUAACAUUGAGAAGUUUUGCAAGAAGCUCAUGGCAAAGGGUGAUAUAAAAGAGUUCAAUGACUUGUUUUGGGCUGUUCAUCCUGGUGGACCAGCAAUUCUUAAUAGGCUUGAGAACAAACUGAAUUUAAGAAGUGAGAAGCUAGAGUGUAGUAGAAGGGCAUUAAUGGAUUACGGGAAUGUUAGUAGCAACACCAUAUUCUAUGUUAUGGAGUAUAUGAGAGAGGAGUUGAAGAUACAAGGAGAAGAAUGGGGGCUUGCCUUAGCAUUUGGACCAGGCAUUACUUUCGAAGGCAUACUCGUCCGUAGCCUGUAAUCACAUCUUGGAGACAAUUUCUUGGUUUAAUCUUUAACUACUUAUGAAUUAUCUUCUUCGGAGGAAUGUUAUGUUGCAUUUGAAAUUAGUAAUAUCUAAAGAAUUGGGAAUUAAGA
Molecule: messenger RNA, 1634 nt
Organism: Quercus robur (English oak)
Lineage: Eukaryota; Viridiplantae; Streptophyta; Magnoliopsida; Fagales; Fagaceae
Product: type III polyketide synthase A
Exons: 2
Coding region: 352-1518 (388 amino acids)
Biological process (GO): polyketide biosynthetic process
Molecular function (GO): acyltransferase activity, transferring groups other than amino-acyl groups
Source: RefSeq, a predicted model, not a curated record